Messenger RNA from Talaromyces stipitatus ATCC 10500, 1888 nucleotides. Its product is annotated as pyruvate dehydrogenase kinase, putative. Gene Ontology annotation, biological process: protein phosphorylation; regulation of glucose metabolic process. The transcript is spliced from 4 exons. The coding region runs from base 174 to 1490 and encodes 438 amino acids. The record is from RefSeq and is a predicted model, not a curated record. Gene Ontology annotation, cellular component: mitochondrion. Gene Ontology annotation, molecular function: pyruvate dehydrogenase (acetyl-transferring) kinase activity. Lineage: Eukaryota; Fungi; Ascomycota; Eurotiomycetes; Eurotiales; Trichocomaceae.
AUGUUACUUACUUUCACUUUUUCAUUUUAUUCAAUGUCCACUUAUUCUACUAUGCCAGUAGACUGCUGAAUGGCCAUGUGCAGAUAUAAUAAGCAGCAUCGUGCAGCGAAUAAUACCCGGACUAAUUGGGACACUUUUGCUAGGAGGGCCCGGCAAUUGCAUGACGAGACAACAUGAUUAGAAGUCGUGUGUCAACCUGCUACCAACCACACAGCCGCAUAUUUCUCAAUUCUGCUUCAUAUUCCACAGAAUCUCACAAGCCACCUCCAUGGAGACCUGCUAGUAUACUUGAUGAGUGGGUGGAAAAACAAGUGCGCCCAAUCAGUCUUCGUCAAUUGACCUUUUUUGGUCGAGCUUUGACAGAGCCUCGCUUGCUGAGUUCUGCGAAUUAUGUUCGAACCGAGCUUCCUACGAGACUUGCUCAUCGUCUGCGUGACAUGCAAAGACUGCCUUAUGUAGUUGUCGCAAACCCGCAUAUAUCGACGGUCUAUGAACUUUACUACAAGGCUUUCGAGAAAUUUAGGACUAUUCCCGAAAUCAAGUCCUUAGCCGACAAUAAUCGCUACUGUGAUGUCUUACGUGAGAUGCUCAAGGAGCACCUCACGGUCAUUCCGAAUCUCGCCAUGGGGGUGCUUGAGUGCCAAGGACUUGUGAAACCGGAUGAAAUUGAUCGAUUCCUAAACACGAUGCUUCGCGCGAGAAUAUCUCGUCGGGUGAUAGCAGAGCAGCACCUUGCUUUGACAGAGUCCUUUAACACGUCACAGGAAUCGAUAAAAUCUGAUCCUAGAACUGACCAGAAUUCCGAUUUCGUCGGUGAGGUCUUCCUCAAAUGCAAUGCAAAGGAUGUGGUUGAAAGUUGUGGAAAAUUCGCACAGGAGUUGAUGCGCCAGAGUUCUGGGUCAAAUAAAAUACCUGAGAUUAACAUUAAGGGGCAUCUGGACGCAACGUUCCCCUAUAUACUUGGCCAUUUGGAAUAUAUCAUCGGCGAACUUUUGCGAAAUUCUAUUCAGGCAGUGAUGGAGAAGUAUCGAGAAAGCCCUACAGAUCCUCCACCAAUAGAGGUUCUGAUUUGUGAGGCAUCGCAGUAUGUUACUAUGCGCAUAUCUGAUCGUGGCGGCGGUGUUCCCAGGGAGAUAUUUCCAACUCUGUGGUCAUUCAGUAAAGGACCACGGACACAAGAUCGUUUGGAAAAUCUCGGUCAGGUCCCCACUCUGGCUGCCACUAUGCAAGAACUCGAGGUUCCCCGGAAAAUGGAAGCUGGGCUCAAACGAACUUACCGAGAAGGCUCUUUGUCAACUUUGAGUUCACGUCCACCCAAUCUUCGCCUUGGUAUUGGACUUCCCAUGAGCAGAGUUUAUGCCGAAUACUGGGCUGGAAGCUUAGAACUACAUAGUCUGGAAGGCUACGGAGUCGACGCUUUCCUGCAAAUUUCGAAGCUCGGUAACAAGAACGAGCAAGUUACUACGCGGGCUUCGGUGGAUGCAGUAUGAUUUAUGUGUAUGGGCUGGAACGACCUUUGGAAUAUCAAUGCUACAUUUCAGGGUUGUAUUUAUUGUCGCGCGAGCACUACUACUAUACGACGAAGCUAGCACACAACCUGCUAAGCUAUUUGAGUCUCUGCAUUCAAACCAGACAUGUGGUAUGAUCCAGGUAAGCGGCUGCUCCUCUACAUCCGAGGCCCGGAUUGGGCCUACCUACGCAGCUUCGUCGAGGGCUUAAUAUCACGACCCAUCCUUUGGAAUAAAGAAAAUAAGGAAUUGGAAAGGCCGAUGAAGUCAAAUCACAUACUGCCUUCUUCAAAUCUUUCCCGAGGUAAAUAAUGACUAGGUAUCAUCAGGAUUGAACUUCCUGAAAAGCGAUUUCAAAUAAAUGAAAUUUUCAAACACUC